AUGUCCACCUUCCUCGAAUCAACCGAAGCCUUGAAGACACGAUGUUUGGAGGUACAUUUGACUGAGGCUGAAAUUCAGGCUCUCAUCGACAACAACCUCACCAGUCUAGCGCGGUUGGCCUUUGUCUUGGGCCCGCCAGGAACCACAGCGACUGAUGACCAGAUUCGUGGCCUCUUUGGGGACAGCGUGACUCCAAACAUCGGAACCAUCGCUUCAACCAAACGACUCAUUUUUGAAGCGCAAACCAUGGUCGUUGGGGAGCUCAAGAACAAGAUCCAGAAGAAAGAAGAAAUACUCCCGACGACCAUGGCAGUUGCCGAGCGCGACACCCGAAUUACAGCUCAGAGAAAAAGGUUGGGCGGCCUCCUUUUCAAAGGGGCGGAAGAAAACGCCCACGCAUCGUAUGACCUUGUGUUGCAGAUGCUUGAAAAGGAUGCGCUCCUGUAUGCUUUUCGCUGCCGUGCUCUGGCCUUUGACCUGGUGGGCGCAUGUGAAUACAAUGUCAUGAACCAGUACCAGUCCGAGCUGGUCCAACACCUCCAAGAGUCAGCCCCGCCGGGGUACAACGAAGUCACAGUACAACAGGUGCUGAGGGCCGAUCGCGCAGCGUUUUUGCUGUUGGCCGAGCGCCUGACCACCCUGAAGCCGAAGCCUGACGGGACUAAGCCGCUUGAAGAAGCCUUGCCCACAGUUCUGUCGCAUCCCAGUGUGAGCUUCCAUUUGCUUCCACUGGCCAAGCAGCCCGAUCGUCCUCCAAAGGACAGCAAGUGGCUGAAGCGUUCCCAGACCAGCCUUGCCACGCAAGAGAGCCCCAACAAGUUUUUGAAGGUGAAAGGCCUGCACGUCUGUGCUGAGCCCGGAUGCGGCAAAGCGCAUAGCAGGUUCAACCCGCCGGUGCUACGCACCGAUCAGCACCCCGACGGCCUGCCUACCCUCACGGGUAUUGACGCAGACCGAGUUCGCCAAGCCAAUCUUUUGUAUCGUGUCACCUGUCAGCUUGCCACCUUUUGUGAUCACGACCAUGAGCCGUGGGGCCAAUGCGCCAUGGCCCCCAAUGGAUGGGCAACUUCCCACGAGACCGCCUAUCCUUGGGCCUUGUGUCGGUCGCUGGCCUUUGCGUUAAGUGACUGGCUGCAGCAACAAGGUUUGAUUUUCCCGCCUUUGUGUUUCGCACAGCAAGAAGCCAGUUUGCAAACUUUGAGAGCAGCCACUGGCACACAAUCCCGCAAGCCCCUGCCACCUCUGGUGCCUGAGUUCGCAGCCAUCCUGCGUCACCCUGCUGACGCCCCGCUCCCUCCACUUUCCAGGAAGCUUUCCACUCCCAGACCGGGGCAUUUCGCGAGUGAAGAAAUCAGGAAAGGGGAGGCAGAACAAGUCACAGAAACCAAAGAGCACAUAACGAUUGGUAUUCAUUGGGCGCCAGAGGAAUUCGUAGCAGAAGCGAUUAGAGUGGGCCACCCAGCUUUGCUAGCUUCGAAUUUUCCGGUAGAGAUGAUUGAAGCCAACAAUUUUUGUGCCUCGAGGACUGACUAUGAAGUGGCCAAGCACCGCACAGAAGUUGUGAAAAGAUGGUUGAGCUUAGCCAAUGAUUUCAGCCAAGCCGAAGCAAAGAAUAAAGACUCCUUGUCAACGCGUAGAAGACAAGUUUUGGAGAAGAAGAGGCUGCAUCUUUUUGACCAGUUGAUCCGUGAGGCAGGACACUCCGACACCACGCUAGCAGAAUGCAUUCGCCAUGGUUUCGACCUGACAGGAAAGCUGCCUAGGUCACAUCUGGAACACAAUAAGGACUGCGCAGCGGUGGCAAAGACGUGGGACCUCCGCGACGCGUACAAACAAGUCCCUCUCUCUGACGUUGCCUUCGAGCUAGAUUCGUAUAUAGUUGUCUUCAACCCGAAGUCCCAGCUAGCUGAAAUCUACAAGCAGCGUGUUCUGCCCUUCGGAUCCGUCGCGUCCGUGACCGCGUUCUUGCGGUGCUCAUCCGCCGUCUGGAUGAUAGGGGCGAAGUUGUUGAAACUUGUCUGGAGCGCUUACUUCGACGACUUCUUGUCCCUGACCACGCCUGCGCUCUCCAGACAUACCGACAUUUGCAUCUCUGUGAUGUUUCAAUUACUGGGAUGGGAGACGUCAGUCGAGAAACUUGUACCCUUCAACACUUGUUGCAAGGUACUGGGAGUGCAGUUGGAUCUUGGACAAAGUGUCUUCGGAAAAGCUUUAGUGUCCAACACGAAAGACCGAAGUGCCGAGCUCACAGACGAGAUCGAUAGCAUCUUGGCUUGUGGACGCCUGAAGCGUCACGACGGUGAAAGGCUCCGAGGGCGCCUGCAGUUCGCGAGUGGACAGCUGUUCGGGAGAAAAUUCAGACUCCUCCGUUCAGUCUUGAAUAGGCAUGUCUCAAGGGGCUGGACACAGAUCAGUGACGAUCUAAGACAAGCCCUCGUGAGCAUUCGUUCGCGGUUGGUCUCUGGGUUGUCAAGGGUCAUCGACAGCCGUUACAGCGACUUUGUGCACAUUUACGUAGACGCAUCCUUCUGCCCAGGCGGAUAUAGUGGUGUUGGUGGUGUGCUGUAUGACAGCUCAGGGGAUGCGCAGAAUUUCUUCAGCUUCAGGGUGCCGGAUGAGUGGCUUGCCUCCAUGAGCAGCGAGGGAGCCAAAGUGGUCAUUCAAGAGCUUGAAGGCUUUGCUGCCUUGUUGGCCUUGAGAGAAUGGUUGCCGUCGUCCUAA
Molecule: messenger RNA, 2721 nt
Organism: Durusdinium trenchii
Lineage: Eukaryota; Dinophyceae; Suessiales; Symbiodiniaceae
Source: the annotation of a GenBank genome assembly